Messenger RNA from Drosophila navojoa, 1053 nucleotides. Its product is annotated as venom allergen-1. The record is from RefSeq and is a predicted model, not a curated record. NCBI's taxonomy places the organism in Eukaryota, Metazoa, Arthropoda, Insecta, Diptera, Drosophilidae.
AUUUCAUUCAGUCGGUCUCGCGAAUCGCGGCUCCUCUUAUUUUUCGAUAUACAUACAUAAUUGACUUGAAAUUUAGCCGCGUUUCGUUUGAUCUUGUGCAAAAUGUCACUCUUUGUCACCUCCACUGCCUGCGUGGCUCUACUUCAGCUCUUCCUGCUCCACUUGGUGGCUGGCAAACAGUACAGCUGGUGUGAUCGUGAUCUCUGUGGUCCGGGCAUCAAGCACAUAGCCUGCAACAACAAUGGCCAUUUCCAUAGACGCUGCCAGCCGGACUCCGUCGAAGUGGACAUCUCCCGGCAUAAGCAGCAGUUUGUGCAUGGCCAUAACAAACGUCGCAACUUUGUGGCGCUCGGCAAGCUGCCGGGCUAUUAUCCUGCAGCACGCAUGACCACUAUGGUCUGGGACGAUGAGCUGCAGUAUUUGUCAUCGCUGAAUGUGCGCACUUGCGUGUUGGAUCACGAUGAUUGCCAUAAUACGUAUAACUUUGCCAAUUCGGGUCAGAAUCUGUGCGCCAUCUGGCGGGAUCGCAAUCCCCACACGAACGUGACCAGCCUGAUUGAGGAGUCGUUGGGACUGUGGUUCAACGAGUACGAUCUGAUCGACAGCAGCUACAUUGACAAAUUUCGUGUCACAAAACAUUUCGAGGAAUAUGGCCAUUUUGCGGAAAUGAUGGUGGACCGUAACUCGCGCAUUGGCUGCUCCAUAAUGCGCUUCACGCGACCCGAUUAUCCCUAUGUGUACAUCUAUAAUGUCGUUUGUAAUUAUGCAUCCAUCUACGCUUUGGAUGCGCCCGUCUAUAUUACUGGGCGACCCGCGUCACGGUGUCAAACGGGCAAGAAUCCCUUCUAUCCAGGUCUCUGCUCAAUAAGAGAGCAAUACGAUCCCAACUACUGAAUGAUCGGUUAACAGUAUCGUAAAUAUAUGUAUAAUGCUCAGGUAUAGAACUGCCCAGAUCUUAGUAAACACUGUCUGUAUUGUAUCUUUACAUAAGAUUGUAGUUAAUUAUAGUUGUAGUCUCUGUUUACCAAUAAAUACCACAUACACAAAUAUUAA